Molecule: messenger RNA, 1842 nt
Organism: Asterias rubens (European starfish)
Lineage: Eukaryota; Metazoa; Echinodermata; Asteroidea; Forcipulatida; Asteriidae
Product: RNA-binding protein with serine-rich domain 1-like
Exons: 6
Coding region: 83-913 (276 amino acids)
Biological process (GO): mRNA splicing, via spliceosome
Cellular component (GO): cytoplasm; nucleoplasm; ASAP complex
Molecular function (GO): RNA binding
Source: RefSeq, a predicted model, not a curated record
CGUAGUGGUUGUUUAUAUUGGUACACAGACUACUUGAUGCACAGUAGAUUGACGCCAAUUUUACCUUCGGAACCGCGUAAUCAUGCCUCGAAGUAAAAGUCGCAGUCGCAGCAGAGGACGUAGUGAUCGUCGAGAUAAAGGACGAAGCAGGAAGAAUCGAGGAGGCUCAGCCUCAGCUAGCUCCGGCAGUAGUUCAGACAGCUCCAGUUCUAGAAGUCGUUCUAGUUCCAGUGGGUCAUCCUCAAGUGGGUCAUCAAGCAGUAGAUCUUCGCGGUCCAGCAGUAGAUCCUCGCGAUCCAGCAGUAGCAGCAGCGGGAGUAGCAGCUCAAGCUCCAUCAGUCGUAAGAGCGGACAGAGGAAGAGCUCGGAGAAGAAAGGAAAGGAAGACAGGAAAGGGAGGGAGAGAAAGAGUCGGACAAGAUCCAAGUCACCACGUCGGCGUAAACGGAGCCCCUCUCCCAAGCCAUCUAAGCUUCACAUCGGGCGUCUGACGCGCAACGUCAACAAGGACCACCUGAUGGAGAUCUUCUCAAACUACGGCGUAGUCAAGACGGUAGACCUACCCUGCGACCGCACCAAUUCACACCUGAACCGCAGCUUUGCGUACAUUGACUUCCAGAAACAUGACGAUGCCGAGAAGGCAUUGAGACAUAUGGACGGAGGACAAAUUGAUGGUCAGGAGGUGACAGCCGCCUACGUCUUGGCUCCUAGGCCCCGCAUAAUGCGGCGCUCACCGAACCGAGGGGGGAUGAACCCAUGGAGAAGAUCUCCACCUAGAUUCAGAGACGACAGGAAUAGGAGAAGGCCACCCCCUCCAAGGAAGCGCUCCCCAAGACCUCGCUCAAGAUCAAGAUCCCGUUCACCUGUAAGACGAAGACGUCACAGCCGCUCAAGCUCCAGCUCCUCUCGCUAAUAAAGACAGACUUCACCCAUAUCUUGAUUCAUCUCGUAGUUGUACCACUCGUGGCUGAUGGAAAUCCUUUAACCAGUGGUACACAAAGUAGUCGUCUUUAAAAACUUUUUGAGGCGUACAUGGCUCUCUGUGACUUGCUGAUUAUGCCGUUGUGUGGAGCCACAGUUUGGUCCAACACGGAGACUAAAGCCAGACAUGUCUGAAACAUGAAGCCCAGUUUUGAAGAAUACUUGCUUCUGAUGGUACUUCUUAUUAAUAUUUUGUAAGAUUAAGGAUCUGUUGGCAUUUCUUGGAAAGCUGAUUGCUUCGCCAGCUUCAAUCCUCCGUUCACUGUUCACGGACUAAGUGCUUUGAAGAUCAAGUGUGGACUUAGGCUUGUAGUUCUCUUUUUUUCUUUGUUAGUAAUGUAUCUUUUGUUGUAAUUGUAAAUACUUCAGUACAAGUUUUUUGUUUUUAUUCUUCAUUGUGUUAAUAAUUUUUUAGCUUAAGUUGGGGCAUUGUCAAAUAAUGAAAGGGUUGUUUUCACACACAAAAACUUGCUUUUAAUCGUGUCAAACGAGGACUUAAGAGUCUGCAUUAGUUUGGUCAUGACUCUAAAAAUUAAUGCCAAUACAAACUUACAUGGUAAGAAAUACAGCAGCUGUGAAUAGUUGAGAAAUAAUUCACUUCAAAGUACUACAGUUAUGGAAAAACAUAUACACUUUUUGAAAAUAUGAAGCAAUACCACAGUAAUGCUUCUUAGAACGUGGACACAUUCACUUUGGAGUUUCGAUAUCUCAAAAACGCGACCAUUUUGAAAUGAAAUUUUCCCAGGUUAAUUUGAUUGUAUACAACUACGUUUACAUAGGAUUAAAACAAUUGAACUGUUCCAAAACCAUAUAUAGAUGUCAUUGAAAAAAAAAUUAAAACAACUACUAUUCAUAAUUGAA